Molecule: messenger RNA, 3564 nt
Organism: Venturia canescens
Lineage: Eukaryota; Metazoa; Arthropoda; Insecta; Hymenoptera; Ichneumonidae
Exons: 11
Coding region: 385-3279 (964 amino acids)
Biological process (GO): transmembrane transport; carbohydrate transport
Cellular component (GO): membrane
Molecular function (GO): sugar transmembrane transporter activity
Source: RefSeq, a predicted model, not a curated record
AGUUGCGGUAUUAUACGGAUGGCCCUUCCGCCGAGAUUCAUUCGGCGUCGAUCAUUUUCAUCGGGAACGGAAUUUCCAGAGGAUCGAACGAUUCGCGGUUUAAAAUGAUAAUCGUUCGUGGGUCCGAGACGAUUUUUUCGAGCCUCUGUUCAUCCCCGUAGAUUCAGUGUUUUCUUCGCGUCUGACGAACUCUCUUCGUCUCAUUCGUUUCAUCAAUUUUUUCCAUACUUUCGCAUUUUCACUCGCGGCCCAGAAAAAUGGUCAUUUGAAGGGGACAGAGUGAGCCAUUUCUCGCCGGUCCUCGCCCCAAAGGGCUCGCUGAUACACUAUUACUUUCGAGUCCCCUUGCUGCAUCGCAUCACUUAUCACUAUUCCCGUUGGGACAUGGAGUCGACGGGGAUGAUCGAUGGCAAUGAGACGACGGUGAGGCAGGAGGGCCGAAAAUUGUGGCAAUAUCUCGCCGCGUGCUCAGCGAGUUUGCUGGCCGUUGGAGUCGGCACAGCUUUGGCGUGGACGUCGCCAGUGCUGCCAAAACUAAGCGCGGAAGGAUCGUGGUUUCCGGUGAGCGAGGAAGAGGGCUCUUGGGUGAGUUCGCUGUUGGCAAUUGGUGCGAUCGCGGGGGCUCUGCCAUCGGGAACAUUGUCGGAGAAAAUAGGACGGAAAAAAGCUCUUUUGGCGCUGGCCGGUCCGUUUUUAGUGUCGUGGCUCGUGAUAAUAUUCGCUCGUGUCGUUUGGCUGUUGUGCUUGGCGCGUUUCCUCGUCGGCACGGCGGUUGGCGCCUCGUGCGUGCUCGUGCCGACUUACAUCAGCGAAAUCGCGGAGCCAUCGGCCCGCGGCACACUCGGUGCGAUGUUCCAGCUUUUUCUCGCGCUUGGGAUCGUCCUCGCGUUCGUCGUCGGGGCGGCUGUUCCGUACACGGCUUUCGCCAUAACCUGUGGCGUCGUCGAAGCUCUCUUUGUCGCGACGUUUUUCUUCAUGCCCGAAUCUCCGACUUGGCUGAUCGGCCAAGGAAGGAGAUCCGAGGCGUCCCACGCCCUCGGAAUAUUUCGAGGUGACGUUUACGACACGAACAUUGAACUGUCGAAUUUGGAAAACGAGAUGGAAAAAAACUCUUCGAAGAAGAGCUCGGUCUUCGACUUGAUAAAAACUCGCGGCAACAGAAAAGCCGUGCUCGCCUCAUUCGGUAUGAUGGCUUUUCAACAACUUUCAGGUAUAAACGCCGUCAUUUUUUACACCGUUACGAUCUUCGAGGCUGCUGGCAGCGACAUGGACCCGGAUCUCGCUGCGAUCAUCGUAGCGCUCGUCCAGGCGGUGAUGGCCGGCGUCGCCGCUCUCAUCGUCGACAGAGCUGGCAGAAAACCGCUCCUCAUUUUCUCAUCAUUCACCAUGGCAGUGAGCCUCGUCGCGCUCGGCGUUUACUUCAAAAUACAGGCAAACGGCAGCGACGUCAGCAAUCUCGGUUGGCUCCCACUUUCCUCCCUCGUCAUUUUUAUGAUCGCUUUCUCCGUGGGACUCGGACCGAUACCGUGGAUGCUGAUGGGCGAGUUGUUCACGUCCGAGACGAAAGCGAUCGCAUCGAGUCUCGCGGUGAUGCUCAACUGGUUCCUCGUCUUUCUCGUGACGAAAACUUUCCCAUCGAUGAAAGAGGGUCUCGGAGCGGCCACGACUUUCUGGAUAUUCGCCGCUAUCAUGGGACUCUCAACGGUCUUUUCUCUGCUCGCUUUGCCCGAAACGAAGGGAAAAACCCUCCAGGAAAUUCAGCUCGAAUUGAACGGAAUCAGCCCGAAAAACUCGAGGAACGCUUACGGGGACAAAAUGACGGAGGAGGGCUCAAAAUUCCUUCAAUAUUUUGCCGCGAUGGCUGGCAAUUUAUGUGUCGUCGCCGGUGGAGCUAUGCUGGGUUGGACCAGCCCGGUGUUACCGAAGAUGGAGUCCGUUCCACCGAGCAAGGACAGUCCGAUCGACAGACCGGUCACUACGUCCGAAGGUUCCUGGAUCGGUUCUCUCGUUCCCCUGGGAGCUGUUUUUGGCAGUUUUUUCGCUGGAUACGUCACCGAAAGGUGGGGAAGAAAGCGAACUCUGCUUGGGAGCGUCGUUCUCUUUACGAUCGGUUGGGCUCUGAUUGCGACGGCGAGUGAAGUCCUUCAGCUGUACGCGGCUCGGUUCAUUUCGGGUUUCGCCCUCGCGAUCCCUUUCACCGUUCUUCCAAUGUACGUCGGCGAAAUAGCGGAGACAUCGAUCAGAGGUACUCUGGGCUCGUUUCUCCAACUUUUCAUAACCGUUGGAUUGCUAUGGUCCUAUUGCAUCGGGCCUUACGUCACGUACACGGAGUUCUGGAUCGCCUGUGCCAUCUUGCCCUUUGUAUUCUUUGCGAGUUUCUUCUUCAUGCCCGAGUCCCCGUAUUGGUUGCUUGCCAAGGAUCGACGGGACGAUGCAAUCGACAGUCUCGUUAGAUUACGUCGAAAGUCCAGAGACGCCGUGAAAACCGAAUGCGAUGAAAUGCAAGCAGCGGUUGAGGAAGCGAACCGUAGUGCUGCAACUUGGCUGGAUCUGUACCGCGUAAAGACGAAUUUCAAGGCGCUCAUCUACACCUGCGUCCUCGUAACGGGUCAACAGAUGAGCGGCAUAAACGUCGUGCUCUUGUAUUCCCAAGACAUAUUCAUCCAGGCCAGCGAUCCUGGCAGUGGCCUCGAGACGUCGGUAUCAACGAUAAUCGUUGGUGUCGUACAACUACUUGCUUCGUGUGUGACGCCCCUCGUGGUCGACAGACUCGGCAGGAGAAUCCUUCUCGUUGUUUCCGGAAUCGGAGAGGUCACGAGUUUGGCUGCCUUGGGAUACUUCUUUUACAUAAAAGAACAAUCGGAAAACAGUGCCGACGCCGCGAUGUUGGUGGACAGCGUCAAGUCUUGGCUGCCGGUGCUGUCGCUCGUAGUUUUCAUAGCGCUUUACAGCAUCGGUUGGGGCCCCUUGCCCUGGGGAAUAAUGGGCGAGAUGUUCGCGUCGGAUGUGAAAGCAAAAGCGUCUUCGAUAACGGUCUGCGUCUGUUGGUUACUGGGCUUCUUAAUAACGAAAUUCUUCAGCGACAUCGCACUCGCCUUUGGCAACUCUACAGCUUUCUGGAUAUUCGCAGUUUUUUCUGGUCUCGCGGUUCUUUUUGCCAUUUUUAUUUUACCGGAGACUAAGGGCAAGAGUUUGGAGCAGAUCCAGGCUGAGCUUGGAGGCACUUCCGCAAGUUCUGGUGCACAUUCCGAUCGGAAAGAUCUCGGGGAUAAAUAUUGAUGUUAAGUCUCUUCGUUUGCUCUCCAAUAUUCGUUCUUUUCGCUCCUUUCUCAUGUUUUUUCCACUCUAUUGACUUCUGUCGUUCCCUGUCUGUGAAUUUCAUGUGCACGGGUGCGUGCGCCUUGGUAUGCAUGCAUGUCACUCACGAAUGAAUGAAAUUUAUAGUUUUCAAUGAAUUUUAUUACUUUAUCGAAUCUUCGUAUAGACUCGACCGAUCGAUUUUAAUAUAUUUAUUUUGUUAAUUACGUCAAUGAAAUAAUAAACGUGCCAUUCGUCUCUCGUUGA